AUGUCUACAAAAAAAAUCGUCGUUCUACCAGGUGAUCAUGUUGGUGAAGAAAUUACCGCUGAAGCUGUCAAAGUCUUAAAAGCAAUCGCUGAAGUUGACAAUUCUAUCAAUUUCGAUUUCCAAUAUCAUUUAAUCGGUGGUGCUGCCAUUGAUGCAACAGGUGUUCCAUUACCUGAUGAGGCCUUGGAAGCAUCCAAAAAUUCAGAUGCUGUCUUAUUAGGUGCCGUAGGUGGACCAAAAUGGGGGACUGGUGCUGUUAGACCUGAACAAGGUUUAUUAAAAAUCCGUAAGGAAUUGGGUCUUUAUGCCAAUUUAAGACCUUGUAAUUUCGCAUCUGAAUCACUAUUAGGUUUAUCACCAUUGAGACCAGAAAUUGCUAAGGGAACUGAUUUCAUGGUCGUUAGAGAAUUAGUCGGUGGUAUCUAUUUCGGCAAGAGAAAGGAAGAUGAAGGUGACGGUGUCGCUUGGGAUAGUGAACAAUACAGUGUCCCAGAAGUCCAAAGAAUCACAAGAAUGGCUGCAUUCUUAGCUUUACAACAUAACCCACCUUUACCAAUUUGGUCUUUAGAUAAAGCUAACGUCUUAGCAUCUUCAAGAUUAUGGAGAAAAACCGUGGAAGAAACUAUUAAGAAUGAAUUCCCAACUUUAACAGUACAAAACCAAUUGAUUGACUCCGCGGCAAUGAUCUUAGUCAAGAACCCAACUCAAUUAAACGGUAUUAUAAUUACAAGUAACAUGUUUGGCGAUAUUAUUUCUGAUGAAGCUUCUGUUAUUCCAGGUUCCUUAGGUUUAUUACCAUCUGCAUCUUUAGCUUCAUUACCUGAUACAAACACCGCCUUCGGGUUAUAUGAACCAUGUCACGGGUCUGCUCCAGAUUUACCAAAGGGUAAAGUUAAUCCAAUUGCUACUAUUUUAUCUGCCGCUAUGAUGUUGAAAUUAUCAUUAAAUUUGGUAAAACAAGGUGAUGCCAUUGAAGAAGCUGUCAAGAAAGUUUUAGAUGCUGGUAUAAGAACCGGUGAUUUGGGUGGUUCCAACUCUACCACCGAAGUCGGCGACGCUAUCGCUAAGGCUGUUAAAGAAAUCUUGGCUUGA
Messenger RNA from Naumovozyma dairenensis CBS 421, 1092 nucleotides. RefSeq names its product 3-isopropylmalate dehydrogenase (gene LEU2). The record is from RefSeq and is a predicted model, not a curated record. The coding region runs from base 1 to 1092 and encodes 363 amino acids. Gene Ontology annotation, molecular function: NAD binding; magnesium ion binding; 3-isopropylmalate dehydrogenase activity. Gene Ontology annotation, biological process: L-leucine biosynthetic process. Gene Ontology annotation, cellular component: cytosol. The transcript has a single exon. NCBI's taxonomy places the organism in Eukaryota, Fungi, Ascomycota, Saccharomycetes, Saccharomycetales, Saccharomycetaceae.